Messenger RNA from Monomorium pharaonis (pharaoh ant), 7150 nucleotides. RefSeq names its product serine protease filzig (gene flz). The transcript has 8 exons. Gene Ontology annotation, biological process: proteolysis. Gene Ontology annotation, molecular function: serine-type endopeptidase activity. The coding region runs from base 2020 to 5712 and encodes 1230 amino acids. The record is from RefSeq and is a predicted model, not a curated record. NCBI's taxonomy places the organism in Eukaryota, Metazoa, Arthropoda, Insecta, Hymenoptera, Formicidae.
AAGUCUUUUUUACAUUAUUUAGAACGAGGUCAAUAGAAUUCGGAAUAUCCGAUUUUUGUUCUUGAAACAGACUGAAGAUAAAAUAUGCAUUAAAGAGACUUAACGUUUAUAAGUAACAAAAUACUAAUAGUUUCAUAACUACAAUAUUUAAUAAUGUACAAAUGUUACGGACGUUUCCGAUACAAUAACUACUGCUCGAAAGAAUACUCGAGCGAAUAACAUUGUAAUAUGCCAGAAAAUGUGUGCUUAUAUUACGGGACUUGCUUUUCCGCUCUAUAUCUUCUUAAUAAAGAAAACUUAUUAAUUUCUGUAAGUUAUGAUAAAAAAAGUACUUUAGAAUUUUUCUAACAUAAUAAGGGAAAUUCGCGUGCAUUGAUUUCUUUUAGAACGCUUUCAAAGAGGCAAUCAUUGCUCCCUUUGUUUAAUCAAGAUACGUAAAGUUUCCGUUAACAAUUUAUGUUAUUACAGAAAUAUCAGAGGUCGACGGUUUGUUAUAAAAAAUGUCGUCGAAUUUUUAUUAAAAAAACAAUUGGAUGCAACCAGAAGUUGCACGGAAAGUCUGAAACAUUUAACAUAAGCGAUAUCUCUUGUGAAACGAUCAUCGUUUCACAAGAGACGGGAAUAAAUGACAGAAAAAACUAGAAUUCUAUCAUCGGAAAUGUAUUUUCUACAGAACGAAAUCUCAAAGGCAUAAAACUCAUUUAAUUAUGUUUCCGCGUAAGGAAGCACUCACUUGCAGAAUAUAUUUUCACGCACAGUAUAUUGAAUCGGUAACCAUGCAUCCCUUCUGUUAUAUCUAUUUGUUGGCAUCUUUAUUUAAAGACAAUAGUAUAAUAUUUUGACGUCAAAUCUGAAUCGUUUCAAUUAUUCAAUUUGCCACCUUUGUUGAGUCUUUAUUAAGCGGUAUUACUUUCAUGAGUCGUAGAUAAUACAAAUGCUAAUGCGGCACAGAAUCGCGCGACUGAUGAACUGCGCAGCCUUGUCGCUGACAUUAUCAGCUGACUUAUAUGCUGUCAUCGCGCUCGUCGAGCGAUUCUCAUUUGGCUUUUCCAUUCGGAGGUCUCCUUCUCUUCUCCGGGAAGAGUAGCGAUGAGAAGGCGUCGAGUAGGAUCGCAUCUCAUUUUCACGAUGAUAUCGCGAAGCGUUUCCUGAAUGGGCAGACAGAACCUGGAGCGGCCAAGAGCGGCCGGUGGAUGAGUAGGACAGUGUGUCGCCGUCCUGCACGUUGGGCCCCGUUCUUCUCCACGUGACCUGGCCACUGACCCACUUUGGUUUCUCCUGGUUCCCUCUCUCUCUAUCUUUCUCCCCGAUGGUCCCCCUCCCGACCCCCACAGUUCGUACUCGACGGCUUCUGUCCUCUGUGAAACGGUGGUCCUCCCCCCCUCCCUUCUUCGACGCACCGGGCUUCCGUCGAACGUUGCAUUGCCACCACCAUAAACGACUUCCACCAUCGAACCGGCCACCACCACCGAUCUUCGAGUCGAAGGCGCCGCUUAUGACUUAGCCAUGCGACUCCAGCAACACAUGCCGUGGCACAAGGUACGACGGCCAGACAGGUACCAUCCCGUUUGCUAGCCGGAUGGACGAUCGCGCGGUACAGAUCGGUGCGAGCGCGUAAGAGUCACAGAGACAAGAUCUCCAAGUGCGAGCAGCAAGUCCCGCGAGGACGAGUCCUGGUACCGCUGAUGCCGCCUAUGGGCUGACCAGUGUAAAUACGCGCGCGACAAUAAGAGCUCAAGACACGUGAGAUCGGUGCACCGGUUCGGGAUUCGAUCGCGGGUGUAGCGCACAUGCCGGCGACUCGACUGACAAGACGAGAGCGAGUUGAGUGAAGAAGUGCGAAAGGGAUCAGUGAGAUCUCUCGAUAGGGGAAGCCACGCGGAAGGGACGAUCCAAGGGCAAGGUCGCGUUUCCACUCUCACGCGGAAGCAGACCGGAAGAGCGGACCCGUCGUCUGCCGGAAUCAAAACGACGUUAUGAGACGCGCUUAACGUGCCCUCUCGGUUGCAUCCAAGGUUAAUGCGCUGCACGAUGGUUGCUGAGAAAGGUAUUUGUCUGCUGUUCGUCAUCCUUACUCUGACGUGCGUCUUUUCUCAUCCCUGGACGCCUCAAAAUGAAGGCAGAAAGUUGUUUGGCGGCUACACGAUAGUGCCGAAGGCGUGCCGGCCAUCGUUGCCGUCGCGCAUCAAAUCGAGCGAGCCGGCGAUAUGCAUGUUUAAUUACGAAUGCACACGGCGUAACGGUGAGGUCGUCGGCGCCUGCAUGGAUGGCUUCCUCUUCGGUGCCUGCUGUCAAUUACCGCCGAAGAGCUCGAUGAAUGGCAACGACGAUCCGCCAGGCACCGAGGAGCUUCACGGUCUGCAUCCCAUCGACCAUGUACCCGACAUACCAAUCCUGCUGAACCCAGAUGGCACACCGGUUGGUAUGUCAGUGUCGUCGAGCGGCGACACCACGAAGAUCAACAAACCAAAUGUCUCAAGUGGCGACGAGAUAUACACAAAGAUCUCUAGUUCGAAUCAAGUCUCAUCGCUGACACCACCGUCACUCGAUACGACGAAUAAUGCCGAAAAAACGCAGCUGCCCCAACAGGCAGACGUAAGCCAUUUAACCGAGGAUUUCCCCAUUCUUCUGGGCCAGCAGGAUAUCAUCGAUGACCUAAGAUUGCCAGGACUAUUGACGCAUUCAGAUUCUAGUAACGAUAUUCAGAAUCAUCAAGAUUCAUCGGCGGCAAGACCGAUCGCUACGUUGCUAAGUACCGAUCAGAUUCUGCAAAUAGCGGAUCCGGUCGAUCAGCUUCCGGCAUUGUUCUCGUAUGGACUAAGUCAGAACAAUCACAGUGAUCCAGAGACGAUAUUAUUAAAUGAGAAUGGCACAGUGCUCGAAGAGAUCAACAAUCCGGAUGAGAUCUUUCAACCCUCCACUGAAACGUCAAUCGAUAAGAUGGUCACGCAAGUUGGUAGCACGUGGAUUAAAUUCUCGGAGCAGCCCGCGUCUUCCACGGUGGAAUUGAAAUCCACGUCGCAAGCUCCUAAAUCGACAUCCGUGAUAACGAAUACGCCUGUGGUGAAUCAUAUGUACACCAACGUGCAAAAAGUUACGAGCGAUUUUCCUAGCACACCACCGAUCAUAACAAGCACGUUCGAGAAAACGAGCACAAUCGAAAAGAGGAUAUCUACGAAAAUGGCAUCGGAUUCAAUAAAGAUCGAAGCUACCACGCCCAUGACCUCUUCCAGCAUCAAGGAUGACUUGGUGAAGGUGCCGACUAUUAUAUACGAUUUGCCGUCGGGCAACAAAAAGAAGGAUGACGUACUCGACAAAGAAGAAAUUGCCAUUAAUCACAUAAUUUCCAUCCUAAACGAUACUACGCCAAAUUCGGAUGUAACGGUGACUCUUCCAGUUCCCAAUUCCUCGCCAGUUCAAGCCUGGGUGAGUAUCGACGAGACCUCGAAGCCCACCCACGUCAAAGUCAGCUCUUCGAAUUAUCGACCCACGACGCCCGCAUCUUCGACUUUCCCGUACAGCUUUUACAAACCCUCCUUACAACCCAAACCUUCCUCGGCGUACUACAACUACGAGCUCGUACCGACCCAGACGACUUACACAUCGUAUCACCCGACCUCGAACGGUCCGCGACCAUCCACGCAAACCUACUCCGGCACCAGCAGUAAUUUCAUCAGCAAUCGACCUACGACGAACCCUCCGGCGCCAACGGUGAUAGUCCUUGGUCCGCUUGGAACGGGCUUUACCACGCAAACUACUCAGAAACCCGUCACGAGGAGGCCUUCAGGCACAACUAGCAAGCCCGCUUCAGUUUCGAUUAAAACCACUCCCGUUAGACCUAUCACAUUAAUCACUAGGAAACCCAGCGUGACCACUACCAUAACUCACAACAUCAGCACUGUCAUCUCCAAUGUCGUCAAUAACAGUAAUGUGGUCUCCACUAGUUACAUUAGCGUCAAUUUAAAAGAUAGUACUAGUGCGAAACCAUUAGUCGAGGUCAGCACGGAGGCGAUCGCUACCCAAACGACAGGCACAAAGACUCGGCCAAGCACGAAGAAGCCCGUGAUCUGGACCACGGUCUCUUCAUGGUCGAGCAAGCCAGCGUUUAAUCUGAAGCCAUCGACGUCCAGCGUCAGUUGGCUGAACAAUAAUUUGACGCCGAUUAAUAAUGUUAUAUUCAAAGAUACACCGAACAAGGCUACCACUGCCGCACCUUGCGAGGAUGAGACUGCGGCACCGGAUGAUCUUAUCAACUUCCCGCCAGUACGGAAUCCAAAUCUCAACAUCUCCAUGCCAAUUUCGCAGCAAGAAAAGCCGACGAUUGUUGAAACGUACAACAAUACUGGGUAUCCGGAUAUCGAGUUGAUCAGCGAACACGAUAUACCGACGCCCACGUUCGUUGAAGACGACGUGCUGACGAACAAAGUAGACGCUUUCGUUAACAAGCUCGUCGAGUCGCUGCAGGGUAACUUCCAGGAUCUAAAAGAAAUGGUCUACACUCGAAAUGGCACCGUAGAGACUUCAACGAUAUCUUCCACUGUAACAAGAAGACCGACUAGUGGAAAUACCACGACGACAAGAAGACCCACGCGAAAACCCACAACUAGACCGUCGUCAGCGUCGUCAUCAUCGGCGACGACGAGAAGGCCAUCCGCGACUACGAGGAGACCUACUCGUCCCACCCAGAAACCGUCAUCCGAGAGACCGGCACGUCCCACUAGAGUGACUACUCCGAGACCUAAACCGAGCACAUUGCAGAACGCCACGACGAAAAGGCCUCAAGUGACGACAACCAGACGACCGAAACCGACCACGAAGAAGACCACGACUACGCCGUCCAGCAGCACACAGCAGAUUCCGCUGGAGGCGGAGCAGAGUCUGAAUACGAGUGAAAGCAGCGUUGCAGGGACGGAAACGGCCGAGCCAAACUUUCGGACUCAAUGCGGCGUGAGACCAUUGGUCUCAAGAGCAGGAAAAAUAGUCGGCGGAAAGGGCGCGCAGUUCGGAGAAUGGCCAUGGCAGGUCUUGGUUCGCGAAGCGACCUGGCUCGGCUUGUUUACGAAGAACAAAUGCGGAGGUGUACUUAUCACUGAUAAAUUUGUGAUAACGGCAGCCCAUUGUCAACCAGGAUUCCUGGCUUCUUUGGUCGCGGUGUUCGGCGAAUUUGACAUUUCGGGCGAGUUGGAGUCGAAGCGCAGCGUAACGAAAAAUGUUCGCCGUGUCAUUGUGAACCACGGCUACGAUCCGGCAACGUUCGAGAAUGACCUGGCGCUUCUCGAACUGGAGUCACCGGUGAAGUUUGACGAGCAUAUCGUGCCAAUUUGCAUGCCGGAGGACGGCAUCGACUUCACCGGUCGAAUGGCGACGGUCACGGGUUGGGGCCGGCUUAAAUACAAUGGUGGCGUGCCGUCGGUGCUGCAGGAGGUCCAAGUACCCAUAAUGGAGAACUCGGUUUGCCAGGAGAUGUUCCAAACUGCCAAUCACGCGAAACUGAUCUUAGAUAGCUUCCUCUGCGCCGGAUACGCUAAUGGCCAGAAGGAUUCUUGUGAGGGUGACAGUGGUGGCCCGUUGGUGAUGGAACGACCGGACGGCAGAUGGUUCCUAGUCGGGACCGUUUCUCACGGUAUUAAAUGUGCGGCUCCGUAUCUACCGGGUGUGUACAUGAGGACGACUUACUUCAAGCCCUGGCUGCACAGCAUCACCGGUGUCUGAAAAGCUGGGCCGCGAUCAUCAUCUCACGUUCUCGCGUAAUUAUACGCGAGCGGCACCGGAUGCCAUUCUGUAUAAAUGUACAAAGGAAGCCUAAUUUAUUUCUCUUCGAGAUAGAGUGUACGAAACUCAAUUAAGUAACACAACCGCAGACUGUAAUCAGACUUGAACGUCAGAGGGCUAUUUCGAUUUCUAAAUAAUAACGAAACGCCCCAUUCUCUUACGCAUCCGUUAUUUCGUGUUUUCCAUUAGUGCCACGGAAGUAACACUUCCAUAAGCAAUAAUUUAUACCAACUAAACUUUACUAUAAAACAGAGAAAGAGAAAGAGAGAGAAAAACGAGGAUGAAGAGAGACAAGUGCAUUAAGUUAUUUCAAGUUCAAAAUUAAAUUCUAUGAAAUCGUCUGCGGUAAAAUAUUGCUUCUCGGCGCACGACCAGUGCCUGAUGUUGCAUUUAUGCGUAUUAAUGUUUAAUCUCGCCCUUAUGCAUGUGUAUAUGUAUUCAUAGAGUUAGUGAGAUUGAAGUGGAUAAGAGUAACAGAGUAUCACAGAAACUCUAAAUCGUUAUCGCUCCUAGAACAAUAGAUUCCUAUCGUUCUCCUUACAUCUUUUCACGAUCGACGAAACGGCAAUGCAAAUAAUUCAUGAUUUACGUCAAUGUUCUAUAUAGCGAAUUCCUUUUGCAAACCUGAAAUCGGCUUUUCCUUAACAGAAAUCUUUAACAGAAAUUUUAUUAUUCAAAAUAAUUGUUAACUUAGAAAUUAUUGACUCUUAAACAGUUCUAUUUUUAAAAAUUGACUCCAAAUUAACGAUAUUUCAAAUCGAUAUCGGUAGGUAGCAAUCUUCUUAAAAACACAUGAGCGAAUUUUAAAUUAUUGCGUAUUGAAACUCAAGUGAAUUAAAAAAAUCGCAGAUAUUUCUUCUGACAUUUUACGUCUCUGUCUGCUCUGCGAAUAUUUCCGCUGGCUCUAUAUUACAUACAUAAGUGCGUAAAGAAGAACUACAAGCCCUAUUUAUUUCAUUGUUAGAUGUUAUUUAUUAAAUACAUUUUUAUACGAUAACAACAUGUGGCUAUUUUAUUCACCACCAACACUCCGCGCACGGAAAUAAAAGACAUCAACGACUAUUUGACGUCACGUGGCUGUGCAUAUUACGCGCUGCAAUCGUCGAGGUGGUACUCCUAUUAAAAAUAGCGACAAAUGUUCUCCAAAUCGAUCGAACUUUUAAUAUACUUAUCAUCAUUACAUAUGAACAACGUCAUCGCAUUGAUUACGUCGCUGCUUCCGGUACUUUCCAUCUUUCUCGUCGUUCGUUUGACACGUGUUUGAACUAAAAGGUCAUGACACCGACAAAAAUCUUCAAACGUAUGAACCGCAAGACACCCACCUACAGCACUAAUUCUGUACCGUUCGUAUUCUCAAAAAAUAAAAAAUCGAAAAAAA